Molecule: messenger RNA, 711 nt
Organism: Naegleria gruberi
Lineage: Eukaryota; Heterolobosea; Eutetramitea; Acrasida; Naegleriidae
Exons: 2
Coding region: 1-711 (236 amino acids)
Molecular function (GO): phosphoprotein phosphatase activity
Source: RefSeq, a predicted model, not a curated record
AUGAGAAAGACAUUGGUACUUGACCUUGACAAUACUCUUGUUGCAUCAUUUUCAACAAGUAAAGCACAAUUACUAGGAUCUUGUGAUUAUGUUGUGUCAAUACCAAGAGAAAAAUAUCAUGACACAAUCACAAUAGCUGUCUUUAAGAGACCACAUUUAGAAGAGUUUUUAGAUGUUGCUUGUAGUUUAUUUGAUGUUUGGAUUUUUACAGCUUCCGAUAAAUCAUAUGCUCAACCUGUUUGUGAAAAUUUACUGAACAGUAAGGAAAGAUUUAAAGGAUGUCUAUUUAGAGAUUCACUGGUAAAAGGAGGAAAGGACUUGUCGAUAUUUAAUGUAAAUAUGGAUCAAAUAAUGAUUAUAGACGAUGAUGAAUUUAAUUUUCAAAAUAAUCCAAAAAAUGGUGUUACCAUUAAUUCAUUUGGAUUUGAUACUAUUACAAUACAGAAAGAGUUAAGAUUGGAUCAUGAGCUCAGAGAUUUUAUCCCUCUUCUGAAAUCUGUUGCAGACUCUCCAACUGUAUUUGAACCAAUAUUACAAUAUAAGCAAUUCCACUCGAGCAAUUUCCAAAAUUGUGACAUUUCCCCAUUAACAUCCUCUUCCUCUAAUACACCAGCUGUCACAUCUUUCCAUGCAUUUUCACCUUUCGAUGAUAUGAAUGAUGAAAAAUCCCCAAACUCUGCAACUUCAGCAAGUUCUGACAUUUUAAUUUAA